AUGCAAAGAUAUCCAAGGCUUGCACCUGGAGGCAAGGAGACAGAAGCAUCUUUUCCCCAAGCUUGGUCAAUGAUCAAUUUUCCAAAUUUUAAAGCUUCCCUCGUCGUCGAAGAAGAAGCUGAGAGUUCGGAGCUUAUGCUAGUAAAUUUCAUCCACUACUUUGAGACUACUUUUUCCGGAGUAGUAUCAUUUGCGUGGGAGGAUAUAUCAAAGGACCCUCUUUCGUCCACGCUGGAUGAGGGUCACUCAUCAUCAUCUACUCAUCUAUCUGACAACGUGUCGAUAUUUCCUGCACUAGCAUUGUUACUGCGUAGCCACCCACUUAUUCUUCCUCGCAAUAUUCCGACUCUGGAUGAGAUUGAUCUUUGGUAUCAAAAGAAGGGCGCCGUGACUUGUCCGGUUAUAGUUUGGAUGGUACAUCAGGUCUCCUUUGGUAAUUUACAUGCAGCCUUGUUUUCAUGGGUUCAUGUCUUAUUACCACAGUUUAAAAAACAACAAGUCUCCCCUCCUCACUCAAGGGAAUUCAUACUGCAGUUGGUUGAGAUAAUUAUUUUUGAGCACCCAGGGGCUAAGACCAAACUCGUACAGUCUCCUACUCUUUGUGAUAUUCCACUGUUUCCACUUAGUUUGUUCGAGAUCUUGCUGCGCGCUACAUUCCCUGCCACAACAGAAGAGGAGGAUACAACGAGGUUACUAAAAAUUUAUACCUCGUUAAAGGAUGUGGCUCUUGCCUGUGCAUUACUAGACAAGCAACUCCCUAGAUUUAUGUUCACUUUGUCUUUGACAUUAGCUGGUGAAGGAAAUCCUGGUUUAGCAAAAGAAGCUAUAGAAAUUGCUAUCUGGUGUAUGGAAAACGGUGAUUGCUGGGAGGACUGGUACGAUUUGUGUAAAGUGAAUUUAGAAGCUAGUCUCGCUCUUCUUAAAACGCUUACAGAGAAAGAAAAUUUAAACCUCAACCUCCUCCUACCUUCAUCAAAGCAUGAUUUCAUCCAACACAUGUUCACUGUUUCUUUGAUACUAGUUGGAGAAGGGAAUCCUUUUUUAGCCAAGGAAGCUACAAAAAUCUGUAUCUGGUGUCUGCCCCAACUCGAUUGCUGGAGCCAUUUGAUUUAUAAAAAUCUCUAUACGAAGAAUCUAGAAGCUAGUGUUGUUGCUCUUCUUAAAGCACUUGUGGACGAAUGGCCUGCUCUUUCCCUCAAACUUCCAUCAUCAUCAUCAGGGAAACCGUUCAUUAAACAGAUAUUCACUUUUUUCUUUGGUAUUAGCUGGAGAAGAAAAUCCUUUGUUAGCCAAGGAAGCCACAGAAAUCGCUAUCUGGUCUCUGUCCCAAAACGUUGA
Messenger RNA from Eruca vesicaria subsp. sativa (arugula), 1338 nucleotides. Lineage: Eukaryota; Viridiplantae; Streptophyta; Magnoliopsida; Brassicales; Brassicaceae. The record is from the annotation of a GenBank genome assembly.